UCUCUCUCUCUCUCUCUCUCUCUCUCUCUCUCUCUCUCUCUCUCUCUCUCUCUCUCUCUCUCGCUCUCUUGGGGGAGUGAUAAAGUCGAAACUCCAUGACAAUUGUGUUAUUAGGUCGCAAGUCUCUCGUAAAACACCUGACCUCUCACAACAGACAAUCAGCCUUUUAUAAGAUGCAGGUGUGGGUUGUGAUCUGCUGGGCUCUGCUGGCUCUGGUUGGUGCUGAAGAGUGUCCAGAUGGAGCCAGAUGUAAAGAUGGUCAAACCUGCUGCAACGACCCAGUCAACGGCUAUGAAUGCUGCCCGUUUGAUCAGGCUGAGUGCUGUGGAGAUCACAUGCAUUGCUGUCCAUGGGGGACACUCUGUCAUGCAGACACUUCCAGCUGUUUGAACUCUACUGGCUCCAUCCCUUGGGUGGAAAGAGCUUCUGCUGAUCAGCCCGGAAGCUCCAAAUCCUUCAGGAUGAUCAAGGCGUACAUGGGGGAAGAGGAAGACAACAUCUGUCCUGAUCAGUCCCGCUGCCCAGCUGAGUUUUCCUGCCAAAAGGCCCUGACAAAGUUUGGCUGCUGCCCCCUAGCUCAGGGAAUCCCCUGCUCUGAUGGGAAACACUGCUGUCCUGAGGGCCACCAGUGCAGCGCUGACUGUCGUUCCUGCAUCAAGAAAGACGUUGUGACUACAGUGUUGUGCAAUGACGGCGUGUCAGAGUGUCCAGAUGAAACCACCUGCUGUGUAACCCCAGAAGGAAAGUGGGCGUGCUGCCCGUUGCCAAAGGCCGUGUGCUGCGAGGAUAAGACGCACUGCUGUCCUGAAGGCACCACAUGUGAUGUCGAGCACAGCAAAUGUAUUUCAUCUACCAAAAAAGAGAUGCCUAUGUGGGCAAAACUCCCUGCCAGAAUCAGAGCAGACUGGGAGAACCUGAAAGCAGGAGAACAAGUUACUGCAAAGUCAGUUGUUACAGGUGGAUCAAAAGAAGACCCUGAACUCACCACCGUAUAUACAGUUUCUCCUACAGAGACGGAAGUAUCGCCUGUCACUCAGACAGCUGCAGGCAAUGAUGUUAUCUGUGAUACUACAUCAUCAUGUCCAGAUAACACCACAUGCUGUAAAAACCAAGAGGGCCAAUGGUCUUGCUGUCCUCUACCAGAGGCUGUUUGUUGUGAUGAUUUCAUUCACUGCUGCCCAAAAGGUAAGAAAUGUAACCUGGCUGCUCAGACCUGUGACGACGACACAUGCUCCACACGCUGGUUCGAGAAGAUACCCUCAAUCCCCAGAAAGGGCGCACAGGUGGAGACUGUUCAAUGUGACUCCGUCUACAGCUGUCCUGAUGAGACCACCUGCUGCAAGACCCAAACAGGAGACUGGGCAUGCUGCGAUCUACCUAAAGCGGUCUGUUGUGAUGACCACGAGCACUGCUGCCCUACUGACACCACCUGUAACCUGGAGACUCUGACAUGUGAUGGCAAGCUGGGCUCUACGCCCAUGAAGCAGAAAUUACCUGCGUUUGCAACAGAGGCACCCACUACAGUGUCCACUACGGCUAUAACUGAAAGUGAGGCAACUAUCACAGAGGAGGAGCCUGACGAAGAGAUAGUGACUACCGCACAGCAGGAGAAACAUGACGAGGAAAAGGACAUUCAGUGUGACGCCCAUACCAGCUGCCCCCCGUCCACCACAUGCUGCUUCAUGGCCGUGUAUCGAAAGUGGGGCUGCUGCCCUCUGCCAGAGGCUGUGUGCUGUUCUGAUGGGAACCACUGCUGUCCCAAAAACUACAAGUGUAACGAGGACAAGACCACAUGCUUCAAAGGGGAAGUGGAGAUCCCUUGGUACACCAAGCUUCCAGCCAUCAACAGCAUCAUGGCACAUCCCAGCUCUGUGGAGUGCGAGGGGCAGGCUCAAUGUCCUGAACACACCACCUGCUGCCAACUGGAGACGGGCGAGUGGGGCUGCUGCCCGCUACAAAAUGCUGUGUGCUGCCCAGAUAAGGAGCACUGCUGCCCGCAGGGUUACACCUGCAACAUUGGCUCUAAGUCCUGUCAAAAGGUCAUCAUGCUUCAGCUGGAGACAGUCCCUCUAACACCAGUGUAUCAGCUCGAGCAUCAACCCCUGCUUCUUCCCUCUAAGAAAACAGACAUCCAGUGUGAUGAAGUUACCAGCUGUCCAGAUGGAGAGACCUGCUGCAGGACGUCUGCAACUGAAUGGGGCUGCUGUCCAUCUCCUAAUGCGGUGUGCUGCAGUGACAUGAAGCACUGCUGUCCCAGCGGCUACACCUGCACUGACACUGGAGACUGCACCCAGAACACCAGGGUCCACUGGCAGUACUGGCACGUGUUCCUCGCCAACAAAAAGAGAGCUCUAAUUAAGUGAAAACAUUCGUCCUGCACUGCCAUUUGUUUCUGCUUGCCAUUCGCUUAAGGAAAAUAAUGUAAAGGGAUUUCAUGAUAAUUGUUUUGUUCUUUGAAUAAAGUAGUUAAAGGGUGAAGGUGACACUUUGAAAUUCAAUUGGACUUGGGGUUAUGAUGUUCUGCAACAACUACUACAUGCAAGAAAAUCAGGGCAUUAGCUUUUUAAUAACUCAUUUGAAGCUCAAAUGGGUCCUUGUUAUUCCAAGCUACUUGAAACUCCACCUUGUCCAUUUAAACACUCAGGUUAUACGAUUUUAUUCUCUGUAAGUCACCUGUCUCUGAAUGUUUUUAUUUUGUUGAUCUUUCCUUCAAAACUAUUGAAAAGUUACAUGCACUGUUCUGCUCAAUCUGCAUACAAUCAUAAAACUAAUAAACAAAAUGUGAUGUUACAACAUUGAAAAGGUAUCAAACCAUUCCUGUAGGUGUGUGAAAUAUGUUUUUCUGUCAAAGAAAACAUGGUGAAAGAAAAAAGACAAAUGAUUAAAUGCCAGUUAUUUCAUUA
Molecule: messenger RNA, 2903 nt
Organism: Eleginops maclovinus (Patagonian blennie)
Lineage: Eukaryota; Metazoa; Chordata; Actinopteri; Perciformes; Eleginopidae
Gene: grna
Product: granulin a
Exons: 14
Coding region: 96-2363 (755 amino acids)
Cellular component (GO): extracellular region
Source: RefSeq, a predicted model, not a curated record